AUGAAUGUACGCACAACAGCCGAUAUUGCUAAUGCAGUUGCUGGAUGGUUUGCUGGCGGUGGUGCUUAUCAUGCCUAUUACAUGUGGCAUGGAGGAAACAAUUAUGGACGCACAGCGGCCUCAGCUAUUGCAACAAAAUAUGCUGACGAUGUGUGUUUACAUUCUGAUGGUACACCAAAUGAACCGAAAUAUACUCAAUUGAGUCGUCUACAACAUUUAAUUGCCGAUCGUGCUGAAGUUCUAUUAAGUCAAAAUCCAAAUCGUACUAUGUUACCUUACUGGAAUGGCAUGGCAUGGGCUAAUGGUACUCAGCAAUUCGUUUACUCAUAUCCACCAUCCAUGUAUUUUGUAGUCAAUCAAUUUCAGAACCCAAUUAGUGUACUCUAUCGAAAUCAAAAUAUCACAGUAUCUGCUAAAUCAGUUCGUAUCUAUGACGAUAAUAUGAUUAUAUUGUAUGACAGUGCAAAUUAUAGUGAUAUUAAUAGUAACAAUACAGAAAUAGUUCCUAUUGUUGCUGGUCCACUUGAAUGGCGAACGUGGUCUGAACCGACUGUAUCGAGCUUACCAUUUGUAUCUUCUCCAAAACCGAUUGAACAACUUAUAAUAACUGAAGAUGAAACUAUUUAUCUAUGGUAUCGUCGGAAUGUAACAUUAAAUCACACAUCUUCACAAAUCUUACUUCAAGUACAAACACGUCAAGGAAAUGCACUAUUAAUUUUUAUGGAUGGAAAAUAUUUAGCUGAAUUCAAUAAUCAUGAAGCAGGACUAGACUAUAUUGACGCAAAAAUCCUUUUAGAUCUUUCAAAUUUCACCAUAAAUCAGCAGCAUUUACUCGAAAUUCUUUCGAUUUCGCUUGGACUACACAGCGGUGUACCAGCAUAUAAUUUGGAUUAUAAAGGAAUCGUUGGUAACGUAUGGCUUGAUGGGCAAUUACUAGUCGAUAAUCAAACCGAAACUAAUUUCUGGCAACAUCAAAAAGGUUUAGUGGGAGAAAAUUUGCAAAUUUUCACGGAAAAAGGUUCAGUAGAAGUUCCAUGGAAUAGUGAUUGGACUAAAAGUAUUAAUAAAACAAUAACAUGGUUUCAAGCACGAUUUGAUCUUGAUCAUCUUAUACGAGAAGAUACCAAUACAAAUCCAAUAUUACUUGAUGCUCAAGGUCUGAAUCGUGGACAUAUAUUUAUUAAUGGAAAUGACAUUGGUCUCUAUUGGUUAAUUCAAGCUGUCUGUCAGACAACACCGGGCUGGUGUACACAAACGCAAACUGGUUGUGUCGAGCCAACGCAACGAUAUUAUCAUAUUCCACCAGAUUGGGUUAUGCCGAAAAAUAAUUUAAUUACUGUAUUUGAUGAUUUGGGAGCGCCAUCACCUGGAUCGGUUGGUCUUGUUCAGCGUAUUAUUAUAAACUAA
Messenger RNA from Adineta ricciae, 1407 nucleotides. NCBI's taxonomy places the organism in Eukaryota, Metazoa, Rotifera, Eurotatoria, Adinetida, Adinetidae. The record is from the annotation of a GenBank genome assembly.